Messenger RNA from Notothenia coriiceps (black rockcod), 554 nucleotides. RefSeq names its product peptidase inhibitor 15-A-like. The transcript has 3 exons. The record is from RefSeq and is a predicted model, not a curated record. NCBI's taxonomy places the organism in Eukaryota, Metazoa, Chordata, Actinopteri, Perciformes, Nototheniidae. Bases 148 to 540 code for a protein of 130 amino acids.
AGCGUAAAACCUCCUCCUCCUCCUCUCUCUCUGCAGCAUAGCACCGGCGCUCCAGAGGGGAUACAGCCGGGAAACAUAGGCACAAGUCCCGCUGCAAGAGAAGAUCACUCCACAGAUCGCUAUAUACUGCAGCUUCAUUAAUCCAUCAUGCAGUCUCAGUUAUUCGCCGUAGACUUUAUACUUCUGUGCAUGUCAUAUGGUGCCAGUGCAUUGUCCAGCACCAUCCCCGCAGCCUCAGGGUCUCUGUCGGGGAAUAACUUCACCUCCGCGACUCAAAGCUCCGGGACAGACUCCUCCAGCUUCUCCAGGAGCCGGAGGAAGCGCUUUAUCAGCCAGAAUGACAUGCUCGCUAUUCUUGACUACCACAACAAAGUGAGAGGGAAGGUGUUUCCCCCCGCAGCCAACAUGGAGUACAUGGUGUGGGACGACACCCUGGCGAAGACCUCUGAGGACUGGGCCCACGCCUGCCUGUGGGAGCACGGCCCGUCCCACCUCCUCCGGUUCCUGGGUCAGAACCUCUCAGUGAGGACAGGACGGUGAGUGACCUCUGACCC